UGGAGCAGGCGGAAGGAGCGGCGCGGCGGGGCGGGGGGCUCCGCCGGCAGCGCCGCCGCCGGCCCCGGCCCCGCGUCCCGCGGCGGGCGGCCGAGCCAUGAGCGCGGCCCGCGCCGCCGGCCCCGCGCCGCCGGCCGGCCCUCAGCAGCCCGCGGAGCCGCAGCGCUGCGCCGCCCCGGCGGGCUCGCCCGGCCUGCCCUGAGCCGCGCCGCCGCCGCCGAGGUUUGUGACCGAAGGGCCUGGGAGCUCCCUGCACUGGUGCUGUGGGAAGCGUUAGCCAAGCCAAUGCACCCUGACAACAAACUGCCCAGCCAUGGCAAGGCAGGCAGCAGCGGUGCCCCGGCCCAGCACCACAACGUGAACCAAGCGCCCACCUGCAAUCUGGGCCCUAAGGGCGUGGGGGUGGGCAGCCAUGGCAGCAAGGCCACCCAGAUCUCCCCUGGCAACUCUGGACUGAAAAGCAGCCAGAACGCUGUCCCAAACUUCAGCUCCUUGAAAGGCAAGGUGAAACGGGAACGGAGCAUCUCGGUGGACUCUGGAGAACAGCGAGAAAGCAGCACACCUUCACAGGACGCAGAAUCAAAAGGUGAGGUGGCUCCUCGCAGCAAGCGGCGGUGCGUGCUGGAGAGGAAGCAGCCAUACAGCGGGGACGAAUGGUGCUCUGGGCCAGACAGCGAGGAAGACGACAAGCCCAUCAGCAGUGCACACAGUUGUAAUGUAGCAGAUCCUGCAAUGUCCACGGCCUCGCAGCUUGGCCCAGGGUCCAACCCGCUGCCCAGCCUGAGCGAGAGCAGUUCUUCCAGCGUGCCCCAUGGUGCGGCUCCCAGCUUGCGGCCGGACGCUGCGGGAGGCGGAGGGACGGGAAAGCCACCUUCGCAGUUUGUUUACGUCUUUACAACGCACCUCGCUAACACGGCUGCAGAAGCUGUCCUGCAAGGCCGAGCUGACUCCAUUCUGGCCUACCAUCAGCAGAAUGUCCCACGGGCAAAGCUAGACCAGGCACCAGCUCCUAAAGUGCUGGGGGUUGCCGAGCCGCUUCCAGUUAACCCUCCGGCUGCCAACACUCCACAGUCCCAGCCACCGGCACCUCCAGUGAGUCAGCCACCGCCGCAGCCGCCCCCUCCGCAGCCUCCGCCUCAGACCAUCAGUCAAACCCCCCUGCCUGCAGCCAGCAGCCUGCCCCAGGAGGGGACAAGUGAAGAUGUCCGGAGAGAUCUGACUCCCAACUCUUUGGGGAACAACAGUGGCAGCAACCAGGCUGGAAGUAACCACCCAAAUACGCCCACCGCGUCCACCAACACCAUGCAGCCGGGGCAGGUGGACUCCUCCGCCACAUCCAGCUCCAGCCUCCUCGGGGAGGGCCCAGCUCCAGGGCUGCCGGGGAAUGGGCAGGCGGGCCUGGGCCCCAGGAACCCCCUGAACUCAGAAGGGCUCUCCAAGGAGCAGCUGGAGCACCGGGAGCGCUCGCUGCAGACCCUGCGGGACAUUGAGCGCCUGCUGCUGCGCAGCGGGGAGGCCGAGCCCUUCAUGAAGCCCGGCCAAAAUGCGGGUGAGGGCGGGACAGCCCCUCUGCCACAGGCAGCCCCUGCCCAGUCUGCUGCACCCCCCGCCAGCAUGAAGAAGUACGAAGAGCCUCUGCAGUCCAUGAUCUCCCAGACCCAGAGCCUCGGUGGGCCCAGCCUGGAGCAUGAGGUGCCCCACCACCCAGGCGCUGACAUGGGGCAGCAGAUGAACAUGAUGAUGCAGCGACUGAACCAGGACAGCCUGACACCAGAGCAAGUGGCCUGGCGGAAGCUGCAGGAAGAGUAUUACGAGGAGAAGCGGCGGAAAGAGGAGCAGAUCAGCAUCCACGGCCGGCCCAUGCAGGAGAUCAUGAUCCCGCAGUCCAUGGGGAGCAUGAUGAUGCGUGGGCCCCCCCCGCCCUACCACAGCAAGCCUGGGGAGCAGUGGCCGCCGGGGAUGGGCAGCCAGCUGCGGGGACCCAUGGAUGUGCAGGACCCCAUGCAGUUGCGGGGAGGGCCGCCGUUCCCGGGGCCGCGGUUCCCUGGGAAUCAAAUGCAGAGAGUCUCUGGCUUCGGCGGGAUGCAGAACAUGCCCUUGGAUGCCCUUGGGCCCAUGAAUGCCAUGCAGAGGCCGGUCAGGCCUGGCAUGGGGUGGAGCGAUGAUCUGCCUCCUAUGGGAGGCCCUGGGAACUUCCCGCAAGGCAGCCUGCCCUACCCGUCAGGGCAAGGGGACCCCGAAAGGUUCAUGAAUCCCCGUGCCAGGGAGGAGAUCCUGCGGCACCAGCUGAUGGAGAAGCGCCAGGUGGCGAUGCAAAGGCCCAUGGGGAUGUCCGGCAACUCCAUGGGCCAGGGCAUGGAAAUGGAGAGGAUGAUACAGGCUCACAGGCAGAUGGAUCCAUCCAUGUUUGCUGGGCAGAUAACGGGGGACAGCCUGAGCGGUGCCCCCAUGGGAAUGGAUUUUGCAGGCACUCGGGGAAUGCUGAGCCCCCCUAUGAGUCAGUCGGGUCUUCGGGACAUGGACGCACCCAUGGGCCCUGGCAACCUCAACAUGAACAUGAAUGUCAACAUGAACAUGAACAUGAACCUCAAUGUCCAGAUGACCCCGCAGCAGCAGAUGAUGAUGUCGCAGAAGAUGAGGGGCCCUGACAUUAUGGCCCAUCAGGGCAUGAGCCCCGAGGAGCUGGCCAGGGCGAGGGCUCAGAACGGCAACGGCAGUGCAAUGCUGGGGGGACCGCAGAAAAUGAUGAUGCCCUCCCAGUUCCCCAACCAAGGACAGCACGGUUUCUCUGGUGGGCAAGGGCCUUACCCCAACAUGCCCCAGGAGAUGGGCAGUGGCUCAGACAUGUUCAGCCCUGAGCAGGGCACCAUGCCUGUCGGGAGCAUCGGUGGCACCACCAGGCUCAGCCACAUCCCUCUGCCUCCAGCCUCCAAUCCCACCCCUGCGCAGGGGGGCAACCUGGCCAACAUGCACCCGGCGCCUUCCCGGGGGCUGGGCCGCCGGCCCUCCGACCUCACCAUCAACAUCAGCCAGAUGAACUCCCCUAGCAUGGGUCACCUCAAGUCUCCGACCCUCAGCCAGGUGCACUCGCCACUGGUCACCUCCCCUUCUGCCAACCUCAAGUCCCCGCAGACGCCCUCGCAGAUGGUCAGCAUGCCACCUUCCAACCAGUCCGGGCCCCUCAAGUCCCCACAGGUGAUGAGCUCCUCGCUUAAUGUCCGGUCUCCAACUGGCUCACCAAGCCGCCUCAAGUCCCCUUCUAUGGCUGUUCCUUCCCCUGGUUGGGUGCCGUCUCCCAAAGCCACCAUGCCCAGCCCGGGAGUCAACCAGAGCAAGCAGACGCUCGGCAUGAACUCCUCGGCUUCCAUGGGAGGACUGGAUCAGGGUUCUCUCCCUCCUGGGCCUCGGAGCAGCAGUUCCGCACCUGCCAGUAACACCUCCAGCACCAUGAAUCCCAACAUGCCUUUUACUUCCUCUCCAGAUCCAUCCCCCUCACAGAACCCCCUCUCGCUGAUGAUGUCCCAGAUGUCCAAGUACGCCAUGCCCAGCUCCACACCGCUCUACCACAAUGCCAUCAAAACUAUCGCCACCUCUGAUGACGAGCUGCUGCCAGACAGGCCGAUGCUCCCACCUGGAAGCAUGUCAGGUGUGACGGGGAAUCAGCCGAAUCAACUGCACUUGAACUCUGUGGGGCCCGGAUCCUCCCAGAGCCCCAUGGGAAUGAACAUGCCCGGUCAGCAGCCCCUCUCCCACGAACCGCCCCCAACCUCCAUGAUGUCCUCCCCAAACCCGCUGGGCUCCAACAUUCCUAUGCACCCAAGCGCGCCGGGGGCAGGCGUACCCCCCCCGAACCCCAUGAUGCUGCCCCCGGGGCCCCAGGACUCAUUGAACCAGCAGUGUGGCCCUGUACCCAACAGCUCGCAGAUGAUUCCUUCCAACCAGCUGGUGUUCCCCCGCAUGCAGCAGCCCCACAACACCAUGCCGUCCCCCGCCGGCGGCAUGCCCAUGGCCCCUGGCGCGGGAGGUGGCCCUGGUAUGCAGCAGCACUACCCACCAGGGAUGCCCAUGCCGCCCGAGGACCUUCCCUCCCAGCAGCCCAGCCAGAUGCCCCCCCAGCAGCACCUGAUGGGCAAGAACAUCGCCCCGCGGAUCGGCGAGCCCUACCCGCCCGUGCUUCCUGGCGUGGCGUCUGUGCUGAACGACCCCGAGCUCAGCGAGGUGAUCCGCCCCACGCCCACAGGGAUCCCUGAGUUCGACCUGUCCAGGAUCAUCCCCUCCGAGAAGCCGAGCAGCACCUUGCAGUAUUUCCCCAAGAGUGACAGCCAAGCGCCCAAAUCGCAGCCUUCCAACCUCCACCUCAUGAACCUGCAGAACAUGAUGGCUGAGCAGCCCCCGGUGCGGCCAGGUAUGAACGUCCCUGGGCAGCAGGGCGUGCAGCGGGGACUCGGCGUGCCCAUGUGCCACCCCGGACAGGUGCCCAUGCUGGGCAGGACAGGCAUGCCGCCCCAGCAAGGCAUGAUGGGCAACAGCAUGCACCAGGGCAUGAUGUCCCCGCAGCAGAGCCUGAUGGCCCAGCAGAACUUCAUGCUGAUGCAGGCCAAGCAGAGGAGCAUGUCCGUGUCGGGGGACAUGUAUGCUCAGACAGGACACAUGAUGUCACCUCAGGGCUCUCUCAUGGGGCCCCCGCCUCAGCAGAACCUCAUGGUCACACACCAGAUGAGGCAGAGGAGCGUCUCCCUGGACAGCCAGAUGAGUUACAUCCCUGGGCCCGGGAACAUGGCGAACCUGCCUUUCUAACCCCGUCUGCCGCUCGGGGCCGGCGGGACCCCGCUGGCUCUACAGACCUUUUUAAACCUUUCGCCGGGGAGGGCUGGGGGCCAGCGCCGGUGGAGUGUGCCACGUGGGAUGCUUUCGUGUCGGAUUCGCCUCUACACAGAAAACCAGAUGUGCAGUAAACUUGAUGUGAAUUGGGUUUCUUUUUCCUUUCUGUUUUGGGGAAGGGGAGGGCUGAGGGGCUGGGAGUGGGGCUGUUACUUUGAACCCUGCGUGGUGAUCAGGGACAUCCAGACCCUGCCGCAGUUUGUAAAGUUUUCAUUUACGGUUUUCCUCUGUCAAGUGCUUUUCUUUCCCUUUUUUCCUCUCUUCUUUCCUUUUUCUCUUUCUUUUUUCUUUCUUUUUUUUUUUUUUUUUUUUUUUCGUUUUUAAGCAACCAAAAUGUGCAAGAGGGUCUUUGGAAAUAGCUGUAAAUAGGUCGCUGGGAAAGGCAAAACUUGUGCUGGUUUUUAAUUGUUCUGUAUUUCUGUGUUUUAAUAGAAGCCUCAAAACAUGUUUUAAAAAAAAAAAAAAGACAGAAACAAAAAAACAUGCUAAAGGCAACAUGUACAAGGAUUGAAAACUCCGUGGGGGAGGCAGGAGCAUCCCCCAGGGUGCACAGGGCAUUGAGCGAUCCCAUUGUGGAGUGACUCUGUGUCAGACCUGUGUUGUUCACACAUCUGAACGGUUUGCGUGUGCGGAGUGCGUAGUUCCGCGCAGACCUCGGGCCCUGCGAGGCUGUGCCGGGUAGACGGACACGACUGACGACGGAGGGCUGUGGAGAGGUCAGAGCUGCAGCCCCGGCGGAACGCUGCGUGGGGACCGAUGGGCUCCGAGGUGAGGCGAUGCGUUCCUGUGCUUCCAGGAGGGGUAGCUGGGAUCCUUGCUCUUUGCAGCCUGCCUGCCCCAGUGGUUUACUUGGCUGUCGUCCCCUGCAGCUGUGCUGUGGCCCCUCUACCUCUGCCGUUGCGCGCUCUCCCAGGUCUUCCUCACGCUUGUCAGUUCUCCUUCUCUAGAGUUGCGCAGGAGAUCUUUGCUCCAUCUCGCCCUGAGCUGCUGGCAGCAUCCCACCAUAGAGGUCCAGCUGUUGGAGACGACCUAUUUCUGUGUGUGAUCUCCACCUUGGUGUAAGAGUUGUCUUGUCUGGUGUCGGCGGUGUGGCUGUCCCACGCCUUGGACGAAAGAGGCCCAGGUUGUGUGGCAGCUGCUCGCUCCUCCGGCUUUUCUGGAUGCACUCCACCCUCCCCGUCCCGCUCUCCGUAAGGUCUUCCCACGCAUGGCAGUGGUGACCUUGUCCUGUGUUUGUUCACGGAGGGGGCUGUGGGUGAGGCGCUUGCACUUCCGCACACACCGCGGCAGCUCUGGAGCUCCAUGGGGACCGGGUUCCGGCACGGCGUACCCCGUGCGUGUCCAGUGGUGACCUCGGGGCACGUGAUUGCCCGAGGACCACCGGCUGGAGGGUUAUCUCUGCAGAGCCACACUUAGCAACUACCUCUCUUGUAACAGAGCUCACCUUUCCCUACCACUGCUGCAGGGAGGAGAGGGCUUUCAGAAAAGGGAGAUUGUCAAGUGGCAAGUGAGCAGCAGCUCUUUUUAUCAUGUUGCGAGCUGUUCAGAAAGGCUGGCGGGUGCUUGAUCUUUUCCAUGAGAAGAGGGAACCACAAAGUCCAGUUAGGAAUACCUUAAAGCCUUGAGGCAUUUUGUAGCGAGCAGUCCUGAGUAGGAAGCGCCGGUCUGGGUUCGAGGAAGGAUUUCGCCCUGGUCUCCUGCUUUGCAUGGUUUUGUUGUAUAUGAUAUGAGCAAGCAGCAUUUUUGGAGGUGGAACAAUCCCUGGAAGUGCUCAUCCCUCCCCUGGCAGUGGGAGCAGAAGAAUAAUCUUUAGGCCUGACCAACCAAGUGUGGUCUGGACCUGAUGUGUUAGCUGCUGGGAUUCUCCAUCCUUUCGGAGCGUGCAUUUCAUGUGGGAGGAUGUGGCUCCAACAGAUUUAGCUUUUUCUAAGCUUAAUUCGCCUGAAAGGCUGUGGCUUCUCUUGGCUGCACUUCAGGUGUUGGCUCCUGCUAGUUUCACGUAAACAUCCAAAUACCGAUGGCAGCCACAAACCUUGCUCACCACCCACCAGCUAGUCUCGGUUAAUUUGAAGCCAUAAUAUUUUCUAUAUGGAAGAUCUUUGUCUGUAGACAGCUGUUGUUUCAGCCCGGUGGAGAUCUCCACGUGUCGUACCUUCCCUGUUGUCCCUUUCGUUGCCUGGGGCUGGUGGCCCCACCCUGUGGGCAGCGGUUUGUCCCCGUGUCCGCCCGCAGGCCGCGGUGACAGGGACCUCGGUGCUGCCCGCGUGCAGACAGGGCAGCGCGACGCCAGUUCUGCCUGGCGGAGGGAGACCUGUCCUUCAGUGACAGAUGGGUAAGAAGCAAAGCUUUUGACUCAGCAGCCCCGGGUGCAAAAAGGAAAUCCUGACACUUGGUCAGAGCCAGGGGCCGUAGAGCAGCGACUGGCCGACCAGCCAGUCCUUGUUAGACCUGGGUUUGCCGACAGCCGGUUCCCGCUGCCGUGAGCUGUGUCUAGUCUCGUGUCUUGUAGUUUAUUGCUCGGCUCCUCCGCUUGAGUUCUGUGUCCUGGCUCCACCUAAUCACAGUGAAAGGUUUGCCCAUGUUUUAGCCAUGACUUCGCUGUGUUUUUCCAGCUCCAAAAAAAGUGGACGCUGGGAAACCUCAUCUUUCAGUAUGUCAGAUAAUCACGCACCUGGAAUUAGCUUUCACAUUGAGGUAAUGGUGACUGACCUGUUCUCUGUCAUCCCAUGGAGAAACUUCCCCAGUCAUUUUGUACCAUUAUAUAAAUAUAUAUAUAAAUAUAAAUAUAUAAAUACAAUAUGUGAAGACAUCUUAUUGGUUUUUAUUUGAAACAAUUUUUAGGCUUGUUUUUGGGUAUCUGUGCUGCCUGUAAUGUAUUGACCUGUUUUAUAGGUGCCUUUUUAUUAAAAAGACAAAUUUCAAAACCUG
Messenger RNA from Columba livia (rock pigeon), 7809 nucleotides. It is a transcript of the gene BCL9L, whose product is annotated as BCL9 like. Gene Ontology annotation, biological process: canonical Wnt signaling pathway; negative regulation of transforming growth factor beta receptor signaling pathway; positive regulation of transcription by RNA polymerase II. The coding region runs from base 286 to 4797 and encodes 1503 amino acids. Lineage: Eukaryota; Metazoa; Chordata; Aves; Columbiformes; Columbidae. Gene Ontology annotation, cellular component: beta-catenin-TCF complex. Gene Ontology annotation, molecular function: beta-catenin binding; transcription coactivator activity. The transcript is spliced from 8 exons. The record is from RefSeq and is a predicted model, not a curated record.